Entamoeba histolytica HM-1:IMSS is the source of this 420-nucleotide messenger RNA. RefSeq lists its product as uncharacterized. Lineage: Eukaryota; Evosea; Mastigamoebida; Endamoebidae. Gene Ontology annotation, molecular function: protein kinase activity; ATP binding. Bases 1 to 420 code for a protein of 139 amino acids. The transcript is spliced from 2 exons. The record is from RefSeq and is a predicted model, not a curated record. Gene Ontology annotation, biological process: protein phosphorylation.
AUGUUCAAUACAAGAGAUGUGGAAACAGAGUUAUUUAUUUCAAAAAAAAUAAAGAAAUUUCUCGUCUUUGAUUGCUAUACUGAUAAUAUUUUAGUUAUUUCACUUGAAGAAAAUGAACAAGUCAAUUGUAAAUUAACUGAUUUUGGAAGUGCAAGAAAUGUUAAUUUAAUGAUGACAAAUAUGACAUUCACAAAAGGAAUUGGUUCACCAAAAUACAUGGCACCAGAAAUAUUAAAUAAAGAACAUUACAAAAUGCCAUCAGACAUAUAUUCAUUAGCAAUAACAAUGUAUCAAACAUGGAGUUGGAAAAAUCCAUAUGAUAAAGAUGAAGGAUCUCGAUUUAAAUAUCCAUGGAAAAUUGCUGAAUUUGUGACUAGUGGAAAAAUGCUAUUGAAACUUGAAGAUAUACUAUACUUAUAA